Soboliphyme baturini is the source of this 1717-nucleotide messenger RNA. Lineage: Eukaryota; Metazoa; Nematoda; Enoplea; Dioctophymatida; Soboliphymatidae. The record is from the annotation of a GenBank genome assembly.
AUGAUCCUCCUUUGGUCUCGACCACUUACGGAACAGUAAUGGAGCUACGAUGUGUCCUAGCUGUGAUCAGGCAUGGCGACCGGACGCCGAAGCAAAAGUUAAAAAUGGAAGUUCGCCACCCGAAAUUUUUCGAGUUGUUUCAAAAAUACGACGGCUUCAAAUUUGGCGAGCUAAAGUUGAAACGUCCUCAACAGCUGCAAGAGAUUUUGGACAUUGUGAGGUACCUGUUGAAUGAAAUAAAACAAGGAACACCCGAUGGACAGAACAAGAUAAGCGAACAGCAAGGCAAAUUGAUGCAGGUGAAAAUGGUGUUAGAGAUGUACGCAGAAUGCUACUACUGUCGUGUACUGUACGGAUUUUUUUCCGGCAUCAAUAGGAAGGUGCAGCUGAAGUAUCAGCCGCAUGGACCGAGAAAGAAGUCAUCGGAAACGGAAAGCGACGCUUAUAAGGAACCGUGUUUCUUGUUAAUUCUUAAAUGGGGCGGCGAGCUAACGAAUGCCGGCGAAAUGCAGGCGGAAGAACUUGGCAAAGCUUUUCGUUGUCUUUAUCCUGGUGGUCAAGGUCAGUACGGCAAUGAUAGUCGCGGGCUGGGAUUCUUGCGUCUGCACAGCACGUACCGACAUGACCUGAAAAUCUAUGCAUCAGAAGAGGGCCGCGUGCAGAUGACCGCUGCCGCUUUCGCAAAGGGCAUGCUAGCGUUGGAGGGACAGCUUCCGCCGAUAAUCGUGCAGAUGGUAAAAUCGGCGAAUACUGAUGGCCUGCUUGACGACGACAACGAUGCAAGACAGUAUCAGAGGUCGGUUAAGGUAUUUCUGCACUCAUAUUUGCAACAGGACCGUUGUCUCACCGAAGAGGAUUUCUUGAGACUGAAUCCGACCAGAUCGAUCUUUAUUGAAAAUGCGUUGCGUUUUAUCGAAAAUCCCCGACGAAUGUGCGUCAGGAUUUACGAAAUGAUAAUCAAGAUGUACGAAAACGUGAAGAGGCUUAAGAAUAUGGGUACAGGUGACCGGCUUUACAUGGGUGAGACAUGGGACCUUGCUGAGCGUCGAUGGGGAAAACUGGUCAAAGAUUUUCGGCAUGUCAAACGAAGCGGUGAGGUGGUGUUCGAUAUCUCUAAAAUUCCCGACAUCUACGAUUGCAUAAAGUACGAUCUGCAGCACAACGCCAGAAUGUUGAACUUGGAUAAUGACUCCGAACUGAACGAAGAUCUGUAUAUCUGUUCUAAGCACAUGGCUGACAUCGUCGUUCCUCAGGAGUACGGAAUCACUACACAGGAGAAAAUCAUGAUUGGACAAGGCAUAUGUACUCCGUUAAUCAAGAAGCUGCGCAGCGAUUUGAAACGGUGUAUCGAAGGAACGGCUGAAGAAGAAAACCUCACUAGACUGGAUCCACGGGCAUCAACUGACAUCGCUACUCCUUAUCGGCACGUAAGGACACGGCUUUACUUUACGAGCGAGAGUCACAUCCACUCGCUAAUGAAUCUGCUUCGAUACGGAGGCUUGGUGACGGCGCUGGAUAAGCAGUGGGAACGUGCUAUGACUUUCCUGUCGUCGGUGACCGAGUUCAACUACAUGGCGCAGUUGGUGCUGAUGCUUUACGAGGACACUACGAAAGACGUAGAGUCUGAUGAGCGCUUUCAUGUUGAACUACACUUUUCCCCUGGCGCAUUGCCUUGUAUUCAAACAACGCACGUUGCUGGUCUCGGAUACCGGUAAGG